This is a messenger RNA of Xiphias gladius (swordfish), 5912 nucleotides long. RefSeq names its product ATPase family AAA domain containing 2B (gene atad2b). NCBI's taxonomy places the organism in Eukaryota, Metazoa, Chordata, Actinopteri, Istiophoriformes, Xiphiidae. Gene Ontology annotation, cellular component: nucleus. The transcript has 28 exons. The record is from RefSeq and is a predicted model, not a curated record. Gene Ontology annotation, biological process: positive regulation of transcription by RNA polymerase II. Gene Ontology annotation, molecular function: ATP binding; histone binding; ATP hydrolysis activity. The coding region runs from base 237 to 4310 and encodes 1357 amino acids.
UCUCCUCGAGGACUAGGUCGUCGUCGAGAAACGAGCGAAACUCUGAGGAACAUAAGGAGCCCAAUAGUGAUUUGAGCAGUCCCAGCAGCCCCAGGUUGGCUCCCCCUUCAAAGCGGACGCGGCGACAAACUGCCUCUGAGCCCAGCUCCAGUGAUACCUCCCCAUCCCCUCAAACUAAGGGCCAGAGGGUCAGCUGGGACAUUCCCACCUACCGAACCAGGCUGUCCUCUCGCAUAAUGCAAAAUGGGCACGCCCAUAUGAGUCAUCGGAAUGAGGAGAGUGGAGUAGGAGAUCACUCUCACAUGAAUGGCCAUGUGGAGCUGAAGAGGAGCUGCCGGGUGAAGAAGAGCCAAUUUGAACACCUCAAUCAGAGCCUGCUGUUUGACCAGCUGGUCAACAGCACUGCUGAGGCUGUCCUUCAGGAGAUGGACAACAUCAGCAGCAUCAGGCAGAACCGUGAGGUGGAGCGACUUCGCAUGUGGACUGGAGACACUGAGGAGGAAAACAUGGACAUGUAUUCCCGGGUGAAGCGUAGGAAAUCCAUGCGCAGGAGUACUUUCAGCCUGCCUACACACCACAAAGUCAUGAGCAAAACGGAGCAGGAGGAGGAAGAGGAGGAAGGGACGGAAGAAUCUCACGGUGAGGAAGAGGAGGAAGAUGCAGAGGAUGACGAUGAAGACGAUGAAGGAGAUGAAGCGGAAGAGGCAGGAGAGGAAAAUGACAGACCAUACAACCUGAGACAGCGUAAGACGGUGCAGAGAUAUGAGGCACCACCUAUUGAGCCUGUGAACAGGAAACAGAGCAACCCCUCACUUUUUGACACCCACAGAUCCCCAGCCAGAAGAAGCCAUAUAAGAGUGAAGAAACAUGCCAUUCACAGCAGUGACACCACAUCGUCUUCUGAUGAAGAGCGGUUCGAGCGGAGAAAAAGCAAGAGCAUGACCCGGGCAAGAAACAGAUGUUUACCUAUGAACUUGACUGCAGAAGACCUGGCUAGUGGUGUGCUGCGUGAUCGGGUGAAAGUGGGUGCCAGCUUGGCUGAUGUGGAUCCCAUGAACCUUGAUAGCUCUGUGAAAUUUGACAGUGUGGGUGGGCUCAGUAAUCAUAUUCAGUCACUAAAGGAGAUGGUAGUGUUCCCCCUGCUUUACCCUGAAAUCUUUGAGAAAUUCAAGAUUCAGCCUCCCAGAGGGUGUUUGUUCUACGGCCCACCAGGGACAGGAAAGACCCUUGUUGCACGGGCACUUGCCAACGAGUGUAGCCAGGGAGACAGGAAGGUUUCCUUCUUCAUGAGGAAAGGAGCUGACUGCCUUAGCAAAUGGGUUGGUGAAUCAGAACGCCAGCUACGCCUGCUCUUUGACCAGGCUUACUUGAUGAGGCCAUCCAUUAUUUUCUUUGAUGAAAUUGAUGGUUUGGCUCCUGUUCGCUCCAGCAGGCAAGACCAGAUACACAGUUCUAUUGUGUCCACUCUGCUGGCCUUAAUGGACGGCUUGGACAGUCGUGGGGAGAUAGUGGUCAUUGGUGCUACAAACAGACUUGACUCUAUCGACCCGGCACUCAGGAGGCCUGGACGCUUUGACCGGGAGUUUCUGUUCAACCUGCCCGACAAGAAGGCUAGAAAGCACAUCUUGAAGAUUCACACACGGGACUGGAAUCCCAAAUUGGCAGAGCCAUUUGUGGAUGAACUUGCAGAAAAAUGUGUCGGCUACUGUGGUGCUGACAUUAAAGCACUUUGCACAGAGGCAGCCUUGGUGGCACUGCGUCGCCGCUACCCCCAGAUUUACGGCAGCAGCGUGAAACUGAAGCUGGAUGUCACCUCCAUCAUCCUGGGGCCUGGCGACUUCAGCAGGGCCAUGAGGACAAUCGUCCCAGCCUCCCAGAGAGCCCUGGCUCCCCCAGGCCGAGCCCUGUCUCCCACCCUCAGGCCCCUGCUGGCUAGCUCUUUCUCCUUGGUGCUGAAAGCGCUGCUCCGAGUCUUCCCCCAUGCUCAGUGUCCUGACAGAGACAACACCAACGGCGGUGACAAUCAACUGCUUGAAGACGACUUGUACAGCGACGAUGACAAUGAGGAAUGCUCUGCUUCCAUCUAUGAAGGCGAGCCUGCUGCAUCCCCAAAGAGUCAGCUCUCUUCCUCUGCAGUGCACAGACCCUUCCUCCAUUUCUCCUUCUCUGCCCUCCAACAGCCCACAGCAUACCGGCCUCGUCUGCUGUUGGCUGGGGCCUCGGGCUCAGGACAGAGCUCCCACUUGGCCCCUGCCUUGCUGCACCACCUGGACAAGCUGCCAGUACACCGCCUUGACUUGCCCACUCUCUACUCUGUCAGUGCGAAGACGCCAGAGGAGUCCUGUGCUCAGGUUUUCCGUGAGGCUUGCCGGAGUGUGCCCAGCGUGGUGUUCAUGCCGCAUAUCUCAGAGUGGUGGGAGACAGUAGGUGACACUGUGAAGAGCACCUUCCUCACCCUGCUGCAGGAUGUGCCUUCAUUCAGCCCUGUCCUGAUCCUUGCCACUGCCGAGACUCACUACUCACAGUUGUCCGAAGAGGUGAGAACUAUAUUCCAGAGGACCUAUGGGGAGGUAGCAACGCUGUGCCCUCCAGGAGAAGAGGACAGGAGGAGCUUCUUCUCUGACCUGCUGCUGGUUCAAACGGCCAGGGCUCCACCACGCCUCAGGAAUACAGAGAGGUUUGAAGAGGUACUUCCAGUGGCAGAGGCUCCAGGCCCCAGAGUCCUGUCAGUAGAGGAACAGCGCCGCCUGGCUGAACAGGAGGAGAACACAUUACGGGAGCUCAGGCUCUUUCUCAGGGAUGUGACCAAGCGCCUGGCCACUGACAAACGUUUUAACAUCUUCAGCAAGCCAGUUGACAUUGAGGAGGUGUCAGACUACCUUGAAGUGAUUCGGCAGCCCAUGGACCUGUCAACUGUCAUGACCAAGAUUGACACCCACAAGUACCUGACAGUGAAAGACUUCCUGGUGGAUAUUGACCUCAUCUGCAGUAAUGCUUUAGAAUACAAUCCUGACAAGGACCCUGGAGACAAGGUGAUCAGGCACCGAGCCUGCAGUUUAAAGGACACAGCCCAUGCUAUAUUUGCUGCUGAGCUAGACCCUGAGUUCGACCGCAUGUGUGAAGAGAUCAAGGAGGCGCGCAGGAAAAGAGACCUCCAGAUACCAGCUCAACUGAUGGCAGCUCCGAGCAUUGUGGCAACCAGAAAACACCACACUACAGGAGAGGAGCAGGCCAGGAGCAGUACUCAGGGCGAGGCCAGUGACAAAAAUUGCACCACUAAUCAUAUAAAGCGGAAGAUUCGCCGGCGGCCAUCAUGGGGGCGGGGCAUUAUCCGUAAGAAGAAGAACUACAAGAAAGGAACAGAAGAGGAGGAGGACGAGCCUGAGGCAGAAGUUGAGGCUGCAGGGCCCAGUGACUCAUGUUUGACGCAGGAUGAGGAAUCAUCUUGCGAUACGACAGGUCCCCAGCCCAAUGGCCACCAUCCCCAUGCCCCCUCCACAGAGGAGGAGAGCUCAAAUGAGCCUCCUGUUGCAGCUCCAGCUGAACGUCCAGAUGCCAAUGAAGCCAGAGAAUUGCCAGCACCUAAGGAGGAAGAAUCUACAGCCAAAGAGGCAGAAUGUGAAAACACAGAGAAACAAACUGAGCUGCAUUUCCUUGGUGACAGUUCUCAUCCCAAGGUGGACGGGGAUAGCCAUGCCAAGCAGGCUGAAGUCCAGCCUUCGAUUGAAACGUCUGAGUCCUCAGAUGCUGAGGCCCAUCCCAAGCACACAGAGGGUCUCCUAGUGGACUGUGUGAAUGGAAACGAGUCAAUGGACAGUCUGGACUCGCAGAGCCUCAAGAGGAGCAGUGAAACUGAGAAAAGGACUCCUCAGAGCAUGGUUGAAGGCUCUGACAAGCCAGAACAGGAAGAGCACAAAGACAAACAUGAGAGCCAUCAAACUCAGGAGCACCCUCCCCAGGAUGGGAGGGAGGUAACAGAAAGUGCUGAGGAAGAUCAAGACAAAGAAGGGGGUUCCAAAGUGAUGAAAUGCAAGAGGAGCCCAUCAGAGCAGUUGAAGGGAUCUGCUGAAAGGACAGAGGAAGAGCCUCAACUGGUCCCUCCGCAUCCUCCGGUAGUGGUUGACCAUCAGCAACUUUCGGCACUACUGGAAAUGGUGGUGAAGAAGAGUGAGGGCUACAGCGUGGAGCAGCUGGAAAGACUGUACUCCCUUCUCAGCCAGUGUAUCUACCAGUAUCGCAGAGAGUACGACAAGACUCAGCUACUGGAGGAGAUGGAAGAGAGAAUCCAACAUUUUGAUACAUUCCUGUGACAUGGAGAAAAUAUACCUAUCAGGUAGAUCCUGAACAGCCUGGGACCACAAAGACAAAUACAAACUGAGUGAGAGAGAGUGAUGGAGCUUCUGAGUUCAGCCCUCAACACAAAAACACACACAGAAAAUCCAGCGCCCCCCUCUUGCUGAGAGGAAGCUCAACGAGGAGGAGGUUGAGGACAGAGACAUUCAAUGGUGCUAUCGUCUCAGGAACCUGGCCAGAUCCAGACCCAUUCUACACAACCAAACCCCUGGAGGUGUGUCAGUCACACACACGCACACACACCAACGGUGACGGGAAAACCCUGGUGCUACUUGGGUGCUAUCCUAAAACUUUUAUCCAUGCUGCUCUUGGGAUUGCUUCUUAACUUGGACGACUAUCAAAACCAACAGAUUGGGUGAUGUCAUAUCACAACCUGGCCGCUUCUCACGGGAGCGAGCCAAGCACACACAGACACACAGACACACAGACACACACACACACAGACAGACACACACACACACACACACACACACACACACACACACACACACACACACACACACACACACACACACACACACACACACACACACUCAUUUGGAUCCUCACCAGCAGAAGUGUGAAUGCAGUGUCACUAGAAGGGGGCAGACAAUGUUCUGAGUCACUGAACUACGUUGCUGAGCCAAUCUCGCUCUCGAGUGCAACGCUCCAUCAUAGGCAAGUUAUUAUCACACUAUUCUGCAAAUCAUUUUUUUUUUUCUUUCUGCUUUAGCUACUUGAUUAGUUCAAUAUCUGAGCCACCGUCAAGGAAUAUUCAACCAGAAAUAGAGAAGUUUUAGUGCAAACACAAACUCACCAAGGUUAGCACAGCAGGACAAGAACCGCUUCUCAUUACAGCAGUCAUCGGGUGUGGAAAGCUGUUAGCCCCCUCAGCGUUUGUCUCAGAGUAACUAGCCUGUAGACCAGCUGUGAAACCACCUCAUUUGAAACAUCUGCUCACAGACCACCGCUGUCGUUCAGUCUUAUCAGAUUGUCAUAUCCAAAAUAGUUUGUGCUAGCUGCACCCCCCCACCUCAUUCACAGUAUGAAUGUUUUCCCUCCCACUCAAGCUGUGCCCGCCAGUUGAUUAUCCUAUCGACACCCCGGCUGAGGAACUGGAAGCUGUACAAAUUGGAAUGCGUCUGUAGUUUUGCACUGCCUAGUGUGUGCCUUAUUUAAAACCUCAUAUAUUUAGCAGGAUUUUUAUUUACUUGUUCUUACAAUGAACAGGCCCCAAGUUGGGGUGGGUCUUAACCACUGAGGUCACAGCGACCUUGAAGCAAAAAAUUCUAUAUAUCUCAAUGCCAUUAGGUCGAUUAACAACAUAUCUAGGUUAUACAUCUUUGCUUAGUUUUAACUUCAAUCUGGGCCAACACAAAAAUAAUUAAUGGCAUUUGAAAACCUGAGGAAUAUAAAUACUCACAUCUGUGGCUGUGUAACUGUCUGGUCAGAUAUGUCUGAAGGACUGGAAAUGUUGUUACGAUAUUUAAAUGUAUUUAAGCCCUGUUUUACCCCAGACCAUUUGGGGAGGUCAGUGUCCACCUGAGCAGACAGCAGGUGUAAGGAAAGGUUGACAACAC